This is a messenger RNA of Pyricularia grisea, 386 nucleotides long. RefSeq lists its product as uncharacterized. The record is from RefSeq and is a predicted model, not a curated record. Bases 195 to 386 code for a protein of 63 amino acids. The transcript is spliced from 2 exons. NCBI's taxonomy places the organism in Eukaryota, Fungi, Ascomycota, Sordariomycetes, Magnaporthales, Pyriculariaceae.
CUCUCUGUUAUGUUUAAUCAAAAAUAAAGAAUCAACAAGGGCAAUACUAGCCUGAACCUUGGAAACAUAUUCAGGGAGGUUAGGGUGUGUGUGAGAGAUUGAUUGCAGUCUUCGUACUAGGUCUAGUCCUGUACACCCACCCAGAAAACAAUACGCAACGAACCAGCCCUACCGUUCACCGGCAGCCGGGACAGAUGACCUCACCUCAGACCCUUCAUCUCAUUCCCGUCUGGUCCGUCUGUGCCAUCCCAUUCAUUCAUCGUCCGAAAGAGGAUUGUAUCCACGAGCACACGCACGCACAAGACAUCCCCAGGAUCUUGAUCUCGUGGGAAUCAUCUGCAAGCUGGUUUCCAAAGAAAGCAUCAAGUGUGGAUAUCUACUAUUGA